CCCCUCACGCCAUAGACUCGCAGCACACCCCUCUGCAGCUGAAUAUGUCGUCCUUUUUCUCCAGCGUGUAAGUCUUGGCGCUGCUCUCUCGGCCACAUCCCCCAUAGUUGGGCCUCGUAUACGUAUCUGAUACAGGCAUCCGAUUGUCUGUGUUUCGCACUCACCGUUAUUCCCGCAUGUUCCUCUCCUAAUCUUGUCUGCUACUUCAUAUCAAAUACGUCCGGUCUCGGAAUGGUGUGGUCCCUUUCUAACAUACACCCACCAGACGCCAAGGGCUAGCUGGUCGAUCCAACAAGGGCAAUCAGCAACAGCAACCAGGCAAAAGCGGCACACCUCCACCAACUGGACAGUAUUCCCAAUCACCUACAUCGCAACAGGCUUCUCAACCACCUAUGCCGCACUCUCCAGCAAUGUCGGCCUCUAUGUCGUUCGAUGCUGGUGCGGAAAGUCCCGCCCAGUCUGGCAACCGCAGACCGCCUUUCUUCUUCCGUGAGGAGUACUCCAAUUUGAUCGUUAAGGGCAACUUCAUGACCCUGGCCGCAAAGCCAAAGCUUGUCGAAGAGGGUGAAUGGCUCGCACAUCAAGUUGUCGAACAAUACCGACUGCUUGAACAGAUGAUCGAAGUCAUCAAGGUCAUCGAUGAUCGAACAGGCAAGCCAAUCUGCAAUCCAGAUGUCUGCCCAACCAUGUCAGCUAGCGGACACACAUACACCUGGCUUGACAACAACAAGAAACCCAUCAAGAUCCCCGCCAUCCAAUACAUCAACCUGGUACAAAAAUGGAUCGUCGGCAAAAUCAACGACCCCUCCAUCUUUCCCACAGACACCACCCCUUUGAACCUGAGCCCUUCAACCUACACCUCCGGCUCUGCGACCCCGGGGAAUUCGACACCCCAGGCUCUUCCCCCAUCCUCUCUCAACGCGCCACUCUCGCAGCUUGCGGGACGCGAAUGGCUGGGCAAGUCGUCCGGGUUCCCCGAGACGUUCGAAUCAGACAUCAAGAGCAUUUACCGGCAGAUGAUGCGUUGCUACGCCCACAUCUACCACGGGCACUGGCUGGAGCCGUUCUGGAACGUAAACGUGUACAAGGAGUUGAACACGUGCUUCAUCCACUUCAUCAACGUGGGGCGCCUGUAUGGGCUGAUUGGCGAUAAGGAAAUCGAGCCCAUGCAGCCGCUGAUUGAGCUGUGGACAGAGAAGGGGCUGCUUCCUGCGGCGGCCAAGGCGGAGCAGGGCCCGCCUAGGAGCUCGGGUGGCCAGAGCGCUGUGCCUGCUGCCGCCUAGGCUGUGAUCGGGAGAUGGGGUGAGAGAUCGGUUGUUUGAUAUGGCGGGCUCGCGGUCUGUGACCGCGUGGCAUCGUGUUGCGUAUUCACGAUGAUGUUGAGAAUGUUGAGUAUUUGCUUGCGUUCUGGAAUCAUACAAGCAUGCAUAGCAUAGAACAAAGAUGAAACAUGAACUCAUUAGCAC
Messenger RNA from Didymella exigua CBS 183.55, 1466 nucleotides. RefSeq names its product Mob1/phocein. NCBI's taxonomy places the organism in Eukaryota, Fungi, Ascomycota, Dothideomycetes, Pleosporales, Didymellaceae. Gene Ontology annotation, cellular component: nucleus; cytoplasm. Gene Ontology annotation, molecular function: protein kinase activator activity. Gene Ontology annotation, biological process: cell division; signal transduction; positive regulation of protein phosphorylation. The record is from RefSeq and is a predicted model, not a curated record. The transcript has 3 exons. The coding region runs from base 411 to 1283 and encodes 290 amino acids.